CCAUUUUCAAUAAAAAAUAAAAAAAACGAAGGGAAACAACCAGUGGACAUUGCACGAGUAGGGCUGUCCAGAAUUUCGUCUUCUUUUGUCGUUCUUUUUUCCUUCUUUUUUUUUUUAAGUACUUAAUCGCUGUUAAUUUGUUGGGGGGUGGGGGAGGGCGUGGAAAUAUCAAUGUCAGAGUUAAAACCUUGUAAAGUGUGUAAUCACAGCCGUGAGGAUACGUUCGGGCUGGCGGUGCCGUCUUUGGCACAGCUUAAAGCCAGAGGAUGUGAGACUUUGGGGUUCCGUGCCGAUGCCCCCGUCUCUGUAGUCCUGGAAGAGGAUGGGACCAUCGUGGAGGAUGAAGCCUACUUCCUGUGCUUGCCUCCCAACACCAAAUUCAUGCUUUUGCAUGAUAAGGACAGAUGGUCGGCCAAAACGAAAGUUGAUGGCGGCACCGCCUGGCUGAAGCAGGAAUCGGUAGAGCUGGCCUCGGACUGCGUGGACAGCAAGGUGCCUGGUGCUGAGCCCUGGCAUGAGCUGGCAGUGAGGCUGAGCCACGACCUGGCCGGCGUCAUACUCAUGUCUGAAGAGGAGCUCCAGACCCUGGUGGACGUGCCAUCUUCAGACUUGGCAACAGCUCUGGGUUUCCAGGUGGAUAAAGUACGCAUGCUCCAGGAAGCCCUGCAGGGGGCGCUAGACCGCAGGGAAGAGCAACGGCAAGCGAAGGAGCUACUCCAACUGUACCUGAAAUCUGUGGAGCAGGAGGGCAGCCAAGCACCCAGCCGGGGAGCAGAUGUGACCGAUUCAGUAGAGCGGCCAGCGGAUGGAACGUCGACGUUCAGCGCCAGGACCCUGAUGGUCCUGAAGGGCAAGACCAGUCCUGAGACACGGCUCUCCAACCAGGAGCUGCAGAUGGUGGUGAAUGUGGGUGUGGCCUCUGUGGCGUCAGCGCUCGGCUGGAGCAGUGAAAGGAGCGCCGCCCUGGUGGCGACUUGUGAGGAAGAGCUGAAGAGCCGCUUGGAUGUAGUGCAGGCCGCACGGUCUCUAAGCAACCGAUCCCAGAAUCCCCCAGGGGGCGGGGUCCAGGUGAAGCGCAGGAAGUAGCCCUCCAGUGGAAGCUGGGGGUGACCACAUCCUCUGACAUGUCUCACAAGCGCACAGAUAUCAGUUGUUUGUGCAGAUGGGUGUUUUUGCACCAGAAACUGAAGGUAUGCAGCUGCGUACUGAGACCACUUUGUUUCUGGCUGCUUGUUUCCCUGUUUCUGCGUAGGACUGAGAAAAACAAGCUGCUGUAAAUUUGUAAGCAAUUUGUCUAAACAAAUAAAUAAAUUGACUUUAAUAUUGAAA
Molecule: messenger RNA, 1329 nt
Organism: Paramormyrops kingsleyae
Lineage: Eukaryota; Metazoa; Chordata; Actinopteri; Osteoglossiformes; Mormyridae
Gene: dffa
Product: DNA fragmentation factor, alpha polypeptide
Biological process (GO): regulation of apoptotic process; apoptotic process
Source: RefSeq, a predicted model, not a curated record